GCGCUGGCGCUGCCCAUUCCGCCGCCACCACGGCCCCGGCCUAGACGAGGCCUGCCAGCAACGGGAAGCUCCUUUACAGCUAGCGGAGUGCUUCCGCUGCUGCCCUUUCCGAGUGCUGGCGCCGCACGGGGCGCAGCCUUUCUGGGAGAGGUACCCGGAAAGUUGCUCUCGCCCCCAAAGUUUGGUGGCGCCAGCGCAAGCUUCCAUGGCCUUAGCUGGGAUGAGCACAAGCUAU
This is a messenger RNA of Symbiodinium pilosum, 235 nucleotides long. Lineage: Eukaryota; Dinophyceae; Suessiales; Symbiodiniaceae. The record is from the annotation of a GenBank genome assembly.